AUGAAAUUGAUUUUUUCUUUUUUGGCAGUUGCCCUGCUUGGCUGUCUGGCUGAUGCUCAAAAUGUAAAGGAGCCCCAGCAGUGGCCAGCAACUCCCCCUAAAUUGAACCCACCUCAGCUUCCCCAGCAGCCCCAGCAGCCUCAGCAGCCUAAAGAGCCACAGUGGCCAAAGUUGCCUCAGAAUCCUUGGCAGGAUCAGCAGCCUAAACUGCCACAGAGGCAUCAGCUUCCCCAGCAGCCCCAGCAGCCUCAGCAGCCUAAAGAGCCACAGUGGCAAAAGUUGCCUGGGAAUCCUUGGCAUGAUCAGCUGCCUAAACUGCCACAGAGGCAUCAGCUUCCCCAGCAGCCCCAGCAGCCUCAGCAGCCUAAAGAGCCACAGUGGCAAAAGUUGCCUGAGAAUCCUUGGCAUGAUCAGCUGCAGAGGCAUCCGCUUCCCCAGCAGCCCCAGCAGCCAGCAACUGCCCCUAAAUGGAACCCCCCUCAGUAUCCUCAGCAGCCUCAGCAGCCCCACCAGCCUAAACAGCCACAGAGGCCUCAGCUGCCCCAGCAAACUUGUGAAGUUGCUGACAAUCAAAAGAUACAGUGUGGAGCUCCUGGAAUCUCUACUGAACAUUGUGAAGCUAUAAACUGCUGCUAUGGUGGACACAUGUGCUAUUAUGGAAAAUCUGUGACCCUUCAGUGCACCAAGAAUGGUCAAUUAAUCGUGGUGGUGGCCAAAGACGCCACCCUACCCAACCUCGAUUUAGAGACAGUUUCCUUCCUUGGUGGUGGCGAAACCUGCAAUCCUAUUGGCACUACUUCAGCCUUUGCCAUCUACCAGUUCCCUGUCACUUCCUGUGGCACUGUCAUGAUGGAGGAGCCUGGCGUUAUAAUCUAUGAGAACCGGAUGUCCUCCUUUUAUGAAGUCGCUAUUGGAUCCAACGGAGCCAUCACCAGGGACAGUCAAUAUGAGGUGCUUGUCCAGUGUAGAUACAUUGGCACCGCAAUUGAGGCUCUAGUUAUCGAGGUUGGCCUGCUUCCUCCACCACACCCAGUGGCAGCUCCAGGACCCCUGCGCGUGGAGCUAGUGCUGGCCAAUGGAGAGUGUUCAGUCAAGGGAUGUGUGGAAGAGGAGGUGGCCUACAACUCCUUUUACGUUGACUCUGACUACCCCGUCACAAAGGUUCUCAGAGACCCUGUGUAUGCGGAAGUCCAUAUACUGGAGAGGACUGAUCCCAACAUUAUAUUGACUCUUGGAAAAUGCUGGGCAACUUCUACUCCCUACCCUCAAAGUCUCCCUCAAUGGGACUUGCUGAUUGAUGGCUGCCCAUACCGUGAUGACCGCUAUCUGACUGCUCUGGUCCCUGUGGACGCUUCAUCAGGACUCAUGUACCCAACCCACCACAGGCGUUUUGUUUUCAAGAUGUUCACGUUUGUAUCCGGUGGAGGUGUAAAGCAAGCGGCUAUGAUUCCUCUCAACGAAAAGGUGUAUAUCCACUGUGAAGCAGCCGUGUGUCAACCGUCUGUCGGAGAUAAUUGUGAACCUAGGUGCUUCAGAAACAGGAGAGACGUUUCUGUCCAGAAAGGCUCUAGAGAAGAGACCACUGUGGUUAGCAGUAAGGAGCUGGUCUUCAUUCAGUAACAACAUUACAUUAUCCUGAAAUCUCUUUUUCAGAUGUUUUGUGAAAAGUGAUUGAGUUUCAAAUAA
Messenger RNA from Trematomus bernacchii (emerald rockcod), 1686 nucleotides. Its product is annotated as zona pellucida sperm-binding protein 4-like. Gene Ontology annotation, molecular function: acrosin binding; structural constituent of egg coat. Gene Ontology annotation, cellular component: egg coat. NCBI's taxonomy places the organism in Eukaryota, Metazoa, Chordata, Actinopteri, Perciformes, Nototheniidae. Gene Ontology annotation, biological process: prevention of polyspermy; binding of sperm to zona pellucida. The coding region runs from base 1 to 1620 and encodes 539 amino acids. The transcript has 8 exons. The record is from RefSeq and is a predicted model, not a curated record.